GGAAAUACUCGAUAAAUACAAACCAGGCAAUGGAAAGAAAAACAUCUCCAAAUUACGAAAUUUUGACUCGAAGCGUAGCCUACUGAUUAAGAGUAACUGAUGUAAUCAGCCAUGAAGAAGACUGAUCAAACACACACCUUAUUCCACUCGUGGGCAGCAUCAAAACCUCUCACAGAUAUGUUUUGUCAGACGCCUGUUAACAGUAACAAUGCCAAGCUGGGUAUGGGAGGCAUUCAGGGCACUCCUGCUGUGCUCGAUCUGUGUAAUGAGGGUGAAGAUGAUGAACUGAUUCGUGCCUUGGCUAUGUCUGAGAUGGAUGGUGAGGUGUCCCAGCUGAAAGCAACUCCACCUGCUUCAGGGAUACAAAAUGAUUCGAACGCUCUAACUGACUACCCAAUGGCUGAACAUGACAUGCUAGGAUUUUCCAAAUUCAAUGGGAGAAUGUUAACCUAUCCAACAAACUACCCAGUACGUGACUACCAGUUGAACAUCGUUCAGUCCGCAAUCUAUAGAAAUACGCUUGUUUGUCUACCCACUGGCCUUGGUAAAACAUUUAUUGCUGCUGUUGUCAUGUACAACUACUUCAUGUGGUAUCCAUCUGGGAAGGUAGUGUUCAUGGCUCCUACAAAACCCCUUGUUGCUCAACAGAUUGAGGCUUGCUACAACAUCAUGGGUAUACCACAGACUCAUACUGCUGAAAUGACAGGUGCUAUGUCCCCUGUUGAACGAGUGAAAGCCUGGCAGACCAAACGCUUGUUUUUUCUGACCCCACAAGUCAUGAUGAAUGAUCUUAGUCGAGGAGCUUUACCUGCUGAUCAGGUCAAGUGCCUCGUUGUGGAUGAGGCCCACAAAGCUCAAGGAAAUCACGCUUAUUGUCAGGUUGUGCGAGACAUUCUGAAGUAUUCGAAGGACUUUCGUGUUUUAGCUUUAAGUGCAACACCUGGAAGUGAUAUCAAGUCUGUCCAACAAGUGAUAACUAACCUGUGCAUAACCAAUAUAGAACUCAGAACAGAAGAUUCAAUCGACAUCAAGCAGUAUUCACACGAACGACAGGUGGAUAAGAUUGUUGUGAAACUCAACAAAGCUGUGCUUGCAGUCAAGCAGAAAUAUAUGAGGAUUUUGAAAAUGGUUGUUGAUCGUUUGAUCAGGAUGCGAGUACUCUACAACAAAGACCCUGAAAGCCUGUCCAAGUUUGCCCUCCUGAAGAACAGAGAUGCUUUUAGACAGAACCCACCUGAGAGUUUAUCGCAAAGUCAGUAUGGGAUGGUCGAAGGUGACUUCGCAAUGUGUAUCUCUCUCUACCAUGGAUAUGAACUUUUGCAACUGCAUGGUCUUAAGCCGUUGUAUAGUUUCUUAGAGGGGAUUGCUAGUGGAGAAAAAGGAUUUGGUAGAUCAAGACAUGAACUCCUCAGAAAUGCAGACUUUUGUAGUAUUCUGGAAGAACUCAAAGCGAAAUUUCAUCCAAGCAAUGCGCCUCUGUCAUCCAUGUCUACUCAGUCUCAACCAGGCAAGCCAUUUGUGUCUGGCCACCCAAAACUUGGGAAACUGCAAGAGAUUGUACUUGAACAUCAUCAGAAGUAUCUUGAAGAACAUGGCAACUCUAAUACUAGGAUAAUGAUCUUCUCUCAGUACAGAGAUUCAGUUAUGGAAAUAACAGACAUGUUGAAUCAGCACCAACCCCUUGUUAAAGUAAUGAACUUUAUUGGACAGUCGUCCAUUGGCAAGGCCAGUAAAGGAUUCACUCAAAAGGAGCAGCUGAAGGUGAUGAGGCAAUUCCGUGAAGGAGGUUACAAUACGUUGGUAUCUACUUGUGUCGGAGAAGAAGGCCUUGAUAUAGGUGAUGUUGAUCUUAUAAUUUGCUUUGACGCCCAUAAGAGUCCCAUACGCCUGGUGCAGAGAAUGGGAAGGACAGGGAGGAAACGGAAGGGAAGAAUAGUAAUGUUGGUGACAGAAGGAAAGGAGGAAAUGAUUUACAAGAAAAGUCUGUACUCAAAGAAGUGUAUCCACAAUGCCAUUCUGAAUAGUCGAAAGUCCUUACAGUUUUAUCCCAAUUACCCUCGAAUGAUACCAGAAGGGCAUAAACCAGCAUUAUUCAAAACCUACAUCACAGUUGCCAAGGCGUUCCAGUCAAAAUGCAGUAAGCAGAUGCAAUGUCGUUCUGCAAUUUCCAGCCAUUCUGGUGAGUUAGUGCAUUACAAGUGUGGUCAGGAUGGGUUGCUGUCCAAAGAGGAAUGGGAUGAUUACAUGGAGAAGUUCUACGUACCUGAGGCAUCCAUUCCAAUUGUAGAAAAUACAAAAAUAACCUGCUUGAGGCCAGCAGAUGAGGAGGCAUUUGUGUCUAAUGAUCGACCAGUGCUGUCUCUCUGCGAAUGGUUACCCUGGCAAAACGUUCACCAGGAAACAGUCCUUGUUAGUCAUUCAGUAAGAACUGGUCAUCUCGUGGAGAUAAUGGAAUUCAUGGAAUUACAAUCAUCACUGGGUGAUGAUGAGGGCGGAGUUGCAUAUGGUGUUGAAAUGAGUGCAUAUCGAGAGGAAAAAUUGCUCAAACCUGAAGAAACCACCAUAAAAGACAAUGGAAUCAUGAAUUUCCUGGAUUUAGCAGCUGACAAGGAUGAUGAGAAUACUGGAGAGAAGAUAAGGCAGAGGAGAAUCAAAUGCAUGCCUUUACCUCAGAUUAGCUCAUCAGAAGAAGAGCUUGAUACUGAUGAUGAGUUACCAAAGUUUGGUGGCCAAUGCAAAAUGGAAAAAAAAACUAAUUCACAUCAAUCUGAGACAGAUGCUGCCCUUAACAUCAAGUUAAAAGUUGAAGCCACAGCUCUGGCUAUGUCAAACAAGACCUCAAAGGAAAGAGGGGGAAAAUGUGCUGAACGUUUGAUUGACUUGGAUGCAGGAGAUUUAAAUCGAAAAAAGUUCUGUCCAAGUCCUUUAUUGGGAAAGCGUAAAAGAAAAAACACUGAAAAAAAGAUGUGUUUAGUCGAUGAUAUCGGAAAAAAUAUCGCUGUUAGUGAGAAAUGUCGAAAUUAUGGUGAGAAAAAUGCGAUAAAAGUUGUGAGACUUAGUACAAUCAAUACCAGUGUUAUCAAUAUUAGUGCAAUCAAUACCAGUUUGAAAGAGGUUGCACCAGUAUUUUCUGCACCACUGUGUCAUGCUGUUGUUGACAGAAUACAAAGAAAUAUUGCAGCAGCUGCUGCUGAUGGUAAUUCACUUGUCCAAAAUAAUGUGUUGCUCCAAAGUACAGAAUUAGGGGAUGAAAAGCCAAUGGUAUUGACUAAAUCACCAGGAGAAGGUGGUGCUGGUAAACAGGCUUCGAUGAGUUCAGUUGAGGGGUCUGCAGGUUUGUCAGUAGAGAUAGACAGAAAGAGUAAAAGGCAAUUUUCAGUGCAAAAAGGUUUAUUUUGCAAUGACGGUGAUGAAUUUGAGGUGAACCGAGGAGGCAUAUGCCAAACACCUGCAGCUUCUUUAUGUAGGGUAAAGGAUGCUACGGUUGACACGUUUCCAGCUGUUCAUCAUAUGCUUCCCUCAUUGGUGCUUGGUGGUGCAAGUGUCGUUAAUGAAAGACGUAGACUUAAUAGUGAUGGAAAAAAUAUGGGGAAUAUUUCAGUUCAUGAGAAAAUGUCAGAUUCCAUAACAGAGUUUUCUCAGUUAACCAGGCUGCCCCAAUCAACAGAGUUGCCAUGGUUAAAAAGCAACCUUGGGUCAGGAGUCACCGAGCCUCCUUAUCUAGGAGGUCUUGAUUUCUUGUUUGACGAGCUUGGGACACCUGAUAGGCUGUCUCCUUUGGAUAUACUACAACUAGUUGAUAUCUGGGAAGCUGAGAAGGUUUUGACAGAUGACAACGUGGACAAAGGUAUCAAGAGUACUCAUCAAAUCAACUAUGAUAGUAAUCUUCCAAAUAGUACAAGAACAAAUGACCAAAUGAAAUUGUCUGUCAGUAGAGAUGCCAUCAAACUUAAUCCAGCAGAUGAAAUGUUUGAAGAAGUGCCUAGUUUGGAUAAAUGUUGCCUUAUGUUUGGGAAUGAUUCUGAUAGGAGUAGAACUGACUCCGGUGCUGCAAAUCAGAAUAUUACACAACAGAAGAAAUGCACAGGACAGUUAGGUUGUAAUUCUGAUGGGUCUUUUGGUCCAUGCAGUUAUGUUGUCGAGUUGAGAGAAUCUUCUGUAGUUAGUCCUCGAGUAAGUCGAUUGUCUAGACACUGUGCUGGCAACAAUGAAGUUCUGUCCGGGCCUUUAUACUCACAGGCAGAUGAUGAUAAGAUACCCAUCUGUUUGCAUAGCGCGGCUGAUGACUUUGAUAAUCUGAAUGAGCAAUGCAUGGACCAUGCUCCAACAGAGAAAAUACGAUGUGGAGAAAGUCAGAAGUUUGAUCCUUGUGGACUUGCAGAGACUGAUGAACUCCUCUUGGACAUUGAUGGCAGGGAUAAUUCUGAUAUUCGGUCAGUAAGAGGUGCCAAAGACUAUGGAUCUUGUCUUGAUAAGGUUCAAGCUGGAGAGAAGGAGACAUUAGUCUUUAGAAACUGUCGAGGAGAAAAACAAUCAUCAUGUGAAGUUUCUGCUCCUUGCAGUUCUGAACACAUGUUGUCAGAAGUCACUGUUUCAUGUGAUACACUAGAGAGAACAGGUUUCAAACAGGGGUCUGCUGUGGAACUGGCAUAUGUAUCCAAAUCACAGGUCUCUAGUUCUGUACUCUGUGAUACCAAGGAUAAUUCUAUUAGGAAAGUGAAAACAGUUGUGAGCCCAGUGACCAAAAAGGCGACUUUUCUCGAAGCCUUUAAUGUGUCCUGUAGUUUGUUUGAUGAGGACUUUGCCAGUAACAGUUGUAUUGAUGGUGCUAACUCCAUCAUUCAUCCUAACAUACAUAACAAGCCUUUCACAUCUUAUGAAAAUGGUGCAUUAUUUGACAGUGUUGAACUUGAUAAAAGACACAGUGGUGAUGAUUUUAUGAUGGACACUGGUGUUACCCUUAUCAAAAAGCAUCAGUGUUGCAAAUCUGGUUCUCUGUCAAACAUAGGAUUGAGGAGUGGUGACAGCAUAUUCACUGCUGUUCCAAAUGCUAAAAGUGACACAGAAGAUUGGCUUGAGCCAGUCACACCAAAGUCGCCUGAUUUGUUUCAAGUUGUGCAGAUGAAUUCCAGUUGUGCAUCUGAUAGAAAGAGAUACAGGGAAACCAUAUACCCCCAUGUGGCUGUUAUGAGCAACCAAAUGGGCAAUAUUACUGCAUCAUUGUUGAAUGAAGACGAUGAUAGUGAUGAUAAUGACCAACUUCUAGCAGCUGUUUGUGUGGGCGCAUCUAAGAACGGUACCAUAAGUUCUGAAGUCAUUCAAUGCAAUACCACUAAAACUGAAUUGGAGCAUGUGGGAGCAAUUCCUGAAAAUACUCCUAUCACUUUUACACAAGCCAUUGAUAGUGUCCUAGGUUGUUCAGAAUUGCCAGAGGACAACGACAGUCGUGAUCUAAGGCUACAGGAGCCUUUAUCACUGCCACAGUACACUGAUCAUGACAGUAAGAAUAUUACUAAUUCAUUGUCCAGUUCUGUUUGUAAUGCUGUACAAGGUGCAUCAGUGAACAUUUCAAACCAUAAGUUAAGCUUAUUCUCACAGACAAUGAAUCAGCCGGGCGGGAAUCUCCAGGAGAAUGAUGGACCAUGUAGGUCUAAUCUGCCUACUGACGAGUUGAGUCCCUGUAUUUUGACUAAAAAUACGACAGAAGAAAAUGUCUUGAAGUCCAACCAUGGAAACAGCUCCUCGCCGUUUUCUCUGAAAAGGAAAAUCUGUUACAAGGAUGAAGCUGAGCGGAAGCUUGACAGUGAUGAUAUACAUAAAGCUGAGUACAACUCGCACAGCAAUGAUCCUGACUUGUUGGGAAAUGAAACUGAUGAUCAAGUAGAAAGAAGAGACACGCAAGAAAGCUGUGGAUUUAUGUACUCGCCACUUACAUCUGAUCUGCAAGCAGAUUGCAACCCAUGUAACCAAGUGAAGAUGAAAAAUCUUGCUGUCUUUGACAGUUCUAUUGGACUGCUAACACCUGUCAUUCGUGUACCAAGAAGGAAGAAAGCCAGACUGAUUCUUUCUGAGUCAUCAAGUGAUGAGGAUUUGGUAGUCAAGGUGAAGUCAAGGAAAGAUGUGGCUACAUCACUGGCCACGACUCGGGAGAGGUUCAAACGAAAAAGAGGUCAAUCUGCUGCAACACCAUUUAUUGAAGUUGAGGCUGACUUGUCAGUUGGGUUUGUAGAUUCUGGGGAUGAAGAUGAAGAUGAUCUGGAUCAUUAUGAUGCAAGCUUUGUCAAUGACAACACUCUCCUGACACAGUCAGUUGGUCAAGAUUCAUUUGAUUCACAAGCAAUGUACAUCCGCUCCACAACGAAUACAGACUUUUCUGGUGACCUAGGUCGCUUCAAGCUUCAUUAUAAACGAAACGUUGAGAUGGAUGUCUUCUCACAGGUGCGAGAGGAGGAGGAAUCAUGUUACAGUGAGAUGGACAGCUUUAUCAAUGAUGAUGUAAAUGAGGAUUAUGGGGUUGAGAGCGAAGCUGAAAUAACUAUUUGCCACAAGAGAGGAAAGGAGUCGGCAUCCGUUUCAAAACAGAAGACAUGUACCACAAAUAUGGCAAAAGGCAGGAAACGUAUUCGAUUUAUGAACUCUUCAGGUAGUGAUGAACAUGAAACACCUGUCAAAUGUAUAGAGACAAAUACUGCUCAUUCAAACAAUCCUACAGUGUUAGCACCUUGUGCUUCAGGACAGCUAAAAACUUUGCCUGCUAAUACCUCAGGAAUGCUGACAAUGUCUGGGCAAGGUAAGAACUCGACUCUAAGCUGUUUAGGAAAUCCUGGGAUAAGUGAGAAUGGAAGUUUAGCAGCUUAUGGGUAUUCAGUGGACGAUAUGGGUUCGACUUCUUCUAAAGUUACCACCGUCAAUUCUGGUCGAAACUUUGAUUUCAAAAAGACUGCAAACUCUUCACGAAAUAAAAUGUCCUCGCUACCAGUUACUGGACUUCACAUUCCUGAUAUCUAUCUUGAUAUCAAUACAGAUGAUGACUUUGGUGGUUGUGAACCAGGUCCAACCGGACUACUUGCCACAGGCAUAGAAGAAUUGUGGCCCAGCUUCAGCACAAAAUCUACAAAUAAAAUGGCUCCCAAUGCUAGUCACUCGUCAACCCCAGUGAAACAAGUAACUCAAUCCACAACUGUGACAAGUAUAUCUACUAAUAAUUCUGUUCAGCGUCAGUUAUGUGCUGAACAGUUAUGGAGACAAGGAAAACUUGAAGAAUUCCAAAGUAUGGACGCAAAAAAUCAGGAACAAAGGAAAAAGCUGGACGAAAUUACAUGUAAAGGACUUCUGACUAUCAAAGACACUCCCUCUUGCAAUGAAAGGAAUGGUGUGUCAAAUUCUGAGGGUUUCAUGAUUCCAGUUUCUUCAUCUUCACUUCGUGGAAAAUUUCAGUCAUCACAGUUUGAUGACAGAAGUAAACUUGUGAUCUUGAUCGAUUCCCGAGAACUGAGUGGCGCUCAAGAACUGAUGUCUACUUUACGUUUAAUGCACAAACAGAAUGUAUUUGUUUGCCAACUGCUUGGAUGCAACUAUGCUGUUAGCAAUAGAAUGGGAGUGGAGCGAAAAGUCAUCUCUGAUUUGGUUAAUGGUGCUAAGAAGUCAAAACUAGUAGAUCGACUGAGGUAUAUGUGUGACCUUUAUGACCGCCCUGUUCUGAUCAUUGAGAAGGAUCGGAUCAAACCUGGUGAGGUGCCUCACAAAAAGACUUUUUUUAGGAGUAAAUAUGUUGAAAACAUGCUUGCCUCCCUAUCCCAGUCACACAUCAAAGUUCUCUACAGCGAUUCUCAGGAAGAAACUGCCAACCUAUUGUCCAAGUUAUGUUUACAAGAAUCGAAAAAGAACAUGUCCAUCUCAAGAUCACCAACUAUGGCAGAUCAGACAAAUCAGACAAAUGAACAGGUCAUGAAGUUCUACUUAUCCAUGCCCAAUGUGAAUUAUACAAUGGCUUUGAAUAUGUUCCAUAACUACAAGACCAUUGCUGCAUUCCUUCAUAGCCCCGUUGAGCUGAUGCAAAUCAAAGGAUGCAUGUCAAGAGCAAGAGCGAUUGAGCUCCAUCGGUUCAUCAGACACAAGUUUGAUUUGCAGCUGUUGCCCAAUCCUACAGACGAAUAACACGGUUCAUUUGGGAAAGGUUCGAUUCACAGAAGCUGCCCAACGAAUUUGAUUCACCGAUGCUGCCCAAUAUUGAUUCGUAAAUGCUGCCCAAUGAUAUGGACUAGAAACAUGGUUCAUCAGGCGUGAGUUUUAUCCGGAGAUGCUGCCCUGAAUAGUAUACUGAUAAAACACAAUAAUCAAUUGAAAACAUAAAUUUGAAGAAAGUUUGCGUCCAUUGAUGACGGCUAGAUUUAAAGAGAUUUUCUUAUUUGAUGAGUGAUAGAACAGAAUUUAGCCACAAGAUUAAUUUUGCCCUUCAGCCGUUAAAAGGUGUAAAAUUAUUUUGUUUUCUGCAGAUAACUUGUUUUUUUUAAACCAAGCUUUUCAUUAUUUGACCUAACUUUCAAGGUCACAGAAGUCAAAGAGCAUAAAUUGGCUGUUUGAGUGUAACUAUGGCACUUUCUUAACCGAAAAGCUAUGAACUUGAAAUUUGGUACACAUGACUCCCUAUCUCAUUUGACCUCUGGCACUGAAUUUUGAUCCGAACUGAUUCUCGACUUAGCCACCAGGAGGCCAAAACUAAAAAAGGUAAAAGGUGCAAUAUCUCACUUAUUAGUGAUUUGUUUGCAAUGAUAUUUUUAUGGUAGAUACUCUGAGAAAGGAUCCAUCACAUCAUACUGACUUUGGUUUGACCUAUAUACUAUAAUGUAUCAUGUUUCUUUACCAGGAUGAAUUCCUAACCACCAAAUAUCUGAAAUGGUGCUAAACUUAACCCUUUAGUUAACCGAAAUCGGGAAAGAAGAACACAUGUUUUCUCUAUAAAUUCGCACUUUAUUAUUGGUAAAUGAUUCCGAUCUGGCGACUCCGUUCCGUCGUCUGCUACAAGAGAGCGAGAGCCAGCCCUGAACGCACGCAGGCCUCGAUACAACUCCGCAAGCAGCGGCUGCAUAUAAAAGGUGGAAUACCACACCGACACAUAUCUAUAAGGUGAGCACAAUGGCCCAUGGCCGUUUCAUUUAUAAUUAUCAUUAUAAUCUAUGCCAAGGCUGGACCAAACCUUGAGCCGCAUAGUUCUAUGAUCAGCCAUGAAAAUUAAAAGUGACUCGCUGUUACCAGGGUUGGGCCACAGCUGGCCUUGCUCGGUUGUACCAGGGUUGAACCACAGUUGGCCCAACUCUGGUACCAGUGCCAUUACAAAAAUAAUUUUUCGGAAAAUUUUGGGAUAGCAUACAGACUUAUUGGAUAUAUAUUAAUGUAACAUACCUGAUAAUUUGGUUUUCUAUUCUUGCAAUUCUGUCCUCUAUUGGCUAGGCUGGUUUUGCUGAGAUACCGCACAUUUUGUGACAUAAACAACACUAAUGAAGAAUGUAGGAAUUUCUAUUACCUAUCGCCAUCACCUUUUUCUUGACCUGUUUUGCUUUCGCAAUGACUAAUUCUUCAUCCUGGCCAUAUGAUCAAGCCUAAACCUACUUUCUCUUUUGAACGCGUGCUAGGCUCUUUGAAUUAAAUCCACUGCAUUACUCAUUGCCAUGACAAAAAAAGUUGGUGAAAUUUUGAUUUCGGACCAAGUUAUUGUGACGUUAUCUCUCUUAAAAAGAAUUCCAAGGCUGCUGGCUACCACAGGCCGUUUCUUCAUACUGGUCACAUGACCUUGCCUGAACCUUUUCUGUCUCCCGACCAGGUGCUAGAAACUGAAUUUAAGUCACUGGAUGACAAAUGGCCAUUGGAGAAAAUAUAGUUUUCAGACAGAUUUAUUAGGUAUACAACAAUGUGAUCUAUACCUGAUAAUUUGGUCUGCUAUUCUUACCAUUCUGUCCUUUGUUCGCUUGGCUGGCUUUGCUGUGAUUCCUGACGUAUUGUGAUCCAAACAACCCAUAGGAAGAAUAUUGAAAUUUCAAAACAAGCAAGCGCAGCCUCACCUUUUCCUCCUGUAUGGUUUUGUGCUAGAGCUAUUUCCACAUCCUUGCCAUAUUACCUUGCCUAAACCUUUUCUAUCUCCUAACUUUUAGUUCAGCCACUGGAUGCCAAAUGACCGUGACAAAAAAAUGGUUUGGAUAAAAUAUGGUUUUUAGACAGAUUUAUUAGUUAUACAUUAAUGUUAUGUAUACCUGAUAGUGAUAAAUGAUAGUGAACUAUUAAGAGUUACAUUUUUGAUCAACAUACUACUAUACGACUUAUCUUUUGCGUAAACUGAGUAAAUACGUUCACCGUUAUCCUCAUGUUGUCUACGCACACACCUUUUGGCAGCAUGUUCAAAAAAGGCUUGAGUCUCUGCCAGCGUCGAUUUCUUUUCUGACGGAUGUAAUGGGUGUUUACUCUAAAACCCCGAAUACAUGGUCUGAAGCUCCGCCCCCAUUCAUUGCAAUGGAGCCUAUUCUUCAUGGUUCACUGUUAGGGUAUCAAGGUGCAAGUCAUGAUGAAUUUAUUUUUUUCCCUAGUAUCAAUUCUAAAGAAACGACACAUGACAAUGGGUCUCUUUUAUUAGAAGAAAUGGGCCUAUACUACAACCAGUGAUGUCAGCCAAGAUCAGAGCGUGAUUAUGACACAUGCGACUCCAUUGGCCGAUAUCAUUGAUAAAAGAAUAAUACCUGACUUAUUGGCCCAUCCCCGUUCAAAACCAUUGUAAUGAAUGGGGGCGGUGCCUCAGACCUUGUAUUCGAAUUUUUUGGAGUGUAUAGAUAUAAUGUAUACCUGGUUUGCUAUUCUUCACAUUCUGUCAACUCUUGGCUGGAAUGGUUUUGCUGUGAUGCUCGACAUGACUUAUAAAUGAUGGUGAUGAUAAUAUCAAUGUUAAAUUUAGGAGAUUUUGUUUUCAGACAGAGCUAUUGGGUAUAAUGUAGUGUAUGCCUGUUAAUUAGGUUCGCCAUUUGUGCGAUUCUGCCUACCUAUGUUUGGUUUUGCUCAAAUGCUGGACACGUUGUGAUCUAAAACACCAAAUUGAAUAAUGUAUAAUUGCAAUGAAAAACAAACAAACUCCCUGCCACCUUUAUCAUUUCCUUGGCCUAUGUCUUUGCCAACAAAAUGGCUAUUACACAUUCUGGCCAAACAAUUUCCCCCUCCUGAUAUGCAAAAUUCUUUACAAUUAAAGCCACUGGAUGCUUAAUUGUCAUAAGAAAAGAAAAUUGGAUUUCAGACAGUGUUGCAAUUCACUGAUGCAGGACAGGUGCCAGACAUGUUGUGAUCUCAACAACACCCAUAAAGAAUAUAGGAAUUUUUAAUUGAAAAAACAAGAUACCUGACAUCAUCUCCUUUUUCUUAAUCUAGAUAUUUUUUCUUGCGCAGUGGCUAUUUCUUCAUCCUGGCCAAUGGCAAAUUCCAAAUUCCCAGAGGAGUUGCGGAAUCGCGUGAUUAGAUUGUUGUGUUGCUUUUCAAGCACUGAAACAGUUUCGCUUUUAGGGAUGAUAGUGAAGAAUUUUGAUCAAAAUACUAUUCGACUUGUCUUUUGUGGGCAAAUACUCCCACUGUCAUCCUCCUCGUCGCGGAACUAUGCACAAACCUAUCGGCAGCUUCAAAAAAGGUUAGAGUCUCUGCCAGUGUCGAUUUUUAGCUCAGCUGACUAAGUCAGCCGAGCUUGUCAAAUAAGUUGUUCAGUGGCGUCCGUCUGUCCAUCCAUCCAUCCAUCCAUCCAUCCAUCCAUCCAUCCAUCCAUCCAUCCAUCCGUCCGUUAAACCCAUGGUGCACAUUUUGUAACCGUAAGACCUAGAGACUUCAAUUUUGCAUUUCUGGAUACUUCUGAUCAAACUCUACUUUCAAAACAAAAUUUGUCGCCAUUCGACCUACUUCCUGCGAGCGAGAGUGCAUGAAGGAAACUGGCCUAUAUCGGCCUAGGAGCAGCAGAAUUAGUCGAAAUAUGCUCUAAUAUUAAGAUAAAAUUCUUGAAAAUCUAUUUUAUUGAGAAAAAGUUCAAAAUUUUAACAGGAGAGGGCGCUACCUGCCUUUUAAUUAUUUCUGCCGAUUCAAAUUCCCGCCCGAUGACGUCAGCCAUCAAUGAAGUCUCCUAUUUGCCAGUUCUCAAAACAUGGCAGCUACACAACAAAAGCAGUAGCUCCAGGAAUAAAUCACUGUUCACUUCAGCUUCGUAAUCGAUUGUACCCCCACUUUAUUGUGUUUUGUGUGGUGUUCCUAUUCAAUCAACGAUGUAAGGCCUUAUUAUGUUGGUUUUAAUUGAGAAGGUGCAUUAUAAGCGGCGUACGAAAUACCGAAGCGGAGACAAAAUGGCGGCAUGUUGUUUACGCUAUGUGCAAUAAUCUUGGAGCUCAAUGACACUCAAGUACCCAAUUUUCUGCUUAAAAAGUAGUCUGGUAGGCGAUAUUAUCACUAGUUCGUUUCAGUGGUAGUCAUAAGGUCUUUAGGGACUAAAUUCAGAAAUUAGUUCUUGAAUAUUUGGCGACAUUUCUGUGAAAACGAUAUCGGAAGUGCAUGCUCUGUUCGCGAUGACAUCGCCGAUGUAUUUUGAAGUGGAGAAUUCCCACAGUAUGUGCAGUGAAUCGGCAUGAUUCUGUUCGCCUAUUAUGUUUUAGUUCUACGAUUCUUUCAAGAGUAAAAAGUAGACAUUCUAAGCAAUACAAUAAUGUCACUCCCAUAAAAAUUGAUUGGAAAUUGAGGGAGCUACGGCAUUCUCUUCGGCAACUGGCAGCGCUGAAAAAAUACAUUGCAUACUGUACAGUACCAAAUGGCACAUUUUAAAAAGCGCUCAUUGGACAACGUAGGGAAUCACCAGAAAUGACGUCAUCGCUGGUCUAAAUAGAAAACUACGGUGGCGCAGUAGAGCACAAGAAAAGGUUUAGCAUUAACUUCGUCAUGCAAGCUUCAGCAACAAAACGAUUUCUCAUGAAUGAUUUAUUUGAUCAUCAUCAGCUUGUUUCCCCUGAUAGAUAAAAAAAUGAUUUACAAUUUCCAUCAAAGUUGUCUAUUUUGUGUAUAGUCACAUGUUAUUUAGGGUACCCUGUUAUUUAACUGGCAAGGAGCCAAGCAGUUUUGAAUAUUCGCAGGAAAAUAUUUCGUACUUGUAAACGAGGCUAUGACAAUGAGUAUCCUCAUUCAUGGCAUAAACUUCAUGUUUCGGUAAAUAUUUUCAUACGAUGAUUUCACCCGAAUUGUGGUCAGGAUUGAGGAAUGAACAGUGGCAUAAUUAUGUCAACCAAAAACAUUGGUACCGUAGUGAACGCAAAAGGAUAUCAAAUACCAUGGAGCAUGCCAUUUUCAUGCAUAAUGAACUAAACACCGGGACGAUAUUAAUGAUAUUAACUCAGCUGAGCGCCAGGCCCUUGGGCCUCUUGUUUUCUGACUGAUGUAUUGGGUAUAUUGCUGAAAUUAAAAAUGAUACAGGUGUCUCAUCGAGUUAUAGUGAUUGAAAAGUCUACACCUUUAGAUUGAAAAGUCUACACAUCAUCAUUAUCAUCACCUCCAAAAAAAAAACCAAAUUUUUUUUUUAAAAGCAUGCCAGAAAAAUGCCUGUCAACCAACAAUUAUUUUAAAAAUUAUUUGACAAUUAUUUUGUGAAAAAUAACAGUCAUCAUGGUUCACACAUUUUCUUUUAAUAAAAUCUUG
Messenger RNA from Lineus longissimus, 13689 nucleotides. RefSeq lists its product as uncharacterized. Lineage: Eukaryota; Metazoa; Nemertea; Pilidiophora; Heteronemertea; Lineidae. The transcript has 23 exons. Gene Ontology annotation, molecular function: 3'-5' DNA helicase activity; ATP binding; four-way junction helicase activity. Gene Ontology annotation, biological process: interstrand cross-link repair; double-strand break repair via synthesis-dependent strand annealing. The coding region runs from base 112 to 8157 and encodes 2681 amino acids. The record is from RefSeq and is a predicted model, not a curated record.